Thermothielavioides terrestris NRRL 8126 is the source of this 2813-nucleotide messenger RNA. RefSeq lists its product as uncharacterized. Gene Ontology annotation, molecular function: ATP binding; protein serine/threonine kinase activity. Gene Ontology annotation, biological process: protein phosphorylation; intracellular signal transduction. The transcript has a single exon. Bases 321 to 2597 code for a protein of 758 amino acids. The record is from RefSeq and is a predicted model, not a curated record. Gene Ontology annotation, cellular component: cytoplasm. NCBI's taxonomy places the organism in Eukaryota, Fungi, Ascomycota, Sordariomycetes, Sordariales, Chaetomiaceae.
CCGCCGCCGCAACUCGGUAGACCGGUCGGUCCGCGCUCGAAUGCUAAUUCCGCCCGCCAGGCGACGAGCUGUACAACUACCUCCUCAAGCACGGCAAACUCCCCGUCGACAAGGUUCAAAAGAUCUUUGCGCAGCUGGUCGGAGCCGUCUGCUACGUCCACCAGCAAUCCUGCGUCCAUCGGGACCUCAAGCUCGAAAACAUCUUGCUCGACAAGCACGAGAACGUGAAGCUCUGCGAUUUCGGUUUCACGCGCGAAUACGAGGGCAAGGCCAACUAUUUGCAGACCUUCUGCGGGACAAUAUGCUACUCCGCCCCGGAGAUGCUCAAGGGCGAAAAGUACGCCGGCGAAAAGGUUGACGUAUGGAGCCUUGGCGUCAUCCUCUAUGCGCUGCUCUGCGGAGAGCUGCCCUUCGACGACGAUGACGACGGCGUGACGAGGACAAAGAUCCUGACCCAGGAGCCUACCUACCCGGACCACCUACCCCCAGACGCCCUCGAUCUACUGAAGGGGCUCCUCUCAAAGCGCCCUCUGCUUCGGCCUACCCUGCCCGACAUACUAGCCCACCCGUUCCUCGCCGAAUACGCCGCGCAGCAGCAGGAGAUCCUGAGGGUCGAGCGUCCUGAACCCUUCUCGACGCCCCUGGAGAAGGAGACACUGCAUCGGAUGCGAUGCGCCGGCGUGGAUAUCGACUCGGUCAUCGAGAGCGUGCUGGCCCAGAGAUGCGAUGCUCUGGCGGGCUGGUGGACCCUUCUGAUCGAGAAGGAGGAGCGGAAGCAGAGGAGGCGGGAACGGAAACGCAAGGAAAGGGAGGCGGAAAACAGGUCCUCUCGCCGCUUCUCGCAGGCGUCAAGUCGGCUGAAUGCCUUGGCGACCGUGGAGGAAGGGGGGUUUGUGAAGCUGUUGGAUCCUCCGCCGCCCAGGACACGGGGCAGAAGCGAGAGGAGGAGCGGCCACUAUCCCGGCCUGGCAAUCCCGGACAUGCCCGAUUUCUCGGAUCUGUCCAAGGUCGCAAACGGAAAUCUGAGCCCAGAUAGCGAAGUGCCGCCGCCGCCCAUCGACAAGGACUCGAUCCGAUCAGUUAGUUCCUCCAGGAAUCGCAAACCAAUACCCCCGCCCAAGGAGGGCGUCCUACGGAGCGCACGGUCCAGGGGCUCGACGCUUCACCUGGUGACGACGAGCGACGCUUUGGAAGCCAAGGGUGCCUCGCAGGCGGCCGACCCGAAGAAGGUCAAGAAGCGGCCGUCGCACGCUAUCAUUGCCACGUGGAAGAACUGGACCCACUGGCUCUUCGAGAACACGAGGCGGAACAAAGGCUCGAACAAACGCGGAAGCCAGUCGACGCCGAAUCUGCUCCCCAAACCAGCAAGCGGAAAGGACGGCAAGUCCAAGGAAGAUAGCCCACGGCCGCAGACGAGCAAAUAUCCCGCGAGCGGUGCGGCAUCCACCCCCCAGACCGUCAGCCUUCCGAAAGGAGUCGUGGCCAACGGUUUCGCAGCGAGGGGUGCCGCAGCCACAGGGGGGCAUGCUUCUUCUUCUUCGCACGCACCCAUAUCUCCGGGGUUGACCACUCCACCGAUCCCGGGCCCGCGCCUGCACACCUCGGGUUCGUACAAGCGCCACUCCCUGUCCCCCUCGCCGCUCACCCCGCGCUCGGCCAGGCGGCGGUCAUCCGGCCCGAACGGGCUGCGCGGUCGCAAAUCGACCUCCUCCUCCGUCUCGUCCGUCCGCUCGCUGCACCACACCCACCACCACAGCCACAGCAAGGCCAGCUCGACCUCGUCCAACGGCUCCGUCUCCACCUCGGUCUCCAAGACGCCGUUGCAGACCACCCGUAGCCCCCACCACUCGGUCAAGGUCCUCCCCGCGACGCCCACCACCGGCACCUUCGCCGGCUUCCCGAGCAACAUCCGCCUCGUGCGCGACCGCCACGGCCCGCCCCUCCACUUCUUUAACGAAUCCCUGCCCAUCUCCACCGCCGCCGCCGCCGGCCCCUCGUCCGGGACGCCCACCCCGGGGAGUCCCAUCCCUUCCAGCGGCAGCGGCGGCGGCGUGAUGUUUGCCAAGCGCAAGCGGAACCUGUUCAAGGGCCCCAUGCUGACCCUCUCGUCGCAUCACUUCCACCACCACCACAACCACCACCUCAGCGGGCGCGAGAGCGGUGGCGCAAGCGCCGGCCCCGGCGGCGGGUCCGGCUCCGGCUCCGCCUCGGCGAGCCAUUCGCGCAGCGCCAGCGCGAGCGGCCUGGGCAGGCGGAGCGGGGAGAUCACCAUCCAGGAGGAGGACGAGGAUGAGGAGGAGGAGGCGGGCGGGGUGGAUGGCGGGGGUAGUAGUGGUGGUGUUGCUGUUAGGGGCGGCUCUCUGGGUGGGGAGGGCGAGCUGGAUGUGGGAGUUGAAGUCGGGGAGGAUGGGGUCGAGGAGGUGGAUGCGUUCAGCCCGAUUGUCAAGCGCCCCGGGGAGAUCGUGGAGGAGAAGAUUUAUGAGGAGGGCGAGGAGGUCGAGGGCGAGGAGGACGCCGCCGCGCGCCGAGAUUCCCCCCCGAGCGGCGUCCCGGGGCUGCAGCCUGCUGCGGCUCUCCAUCCGUCUACCGGGGCGUGAAGGGAGGUGUGUUGGCUUGUUGGUUUGCUGUCUGACCCUUGCAUAGUUACAGAGCGGGGUUUGAAAAGGGGGUUAAAGCUGAAGCGGCCGGUGGUUGGUUCGGGGUUGUAUGUGUCUUGGUGUACCGAUGAUACGUCAUCUCGGUGUCGUCCUCUUUCUCUCGUUGUUUGCUUUCUUUUCCUUUGUGUUUCAUCUCUUCUUCUACUUUUUUAUUCU